AUGCCAAAACUAUUUCGGAGACUUUUCCUUUCCAACAGGCCGACUAAUGGAUCCAGAGUAGCCGAAUUGGAGACAAGCUUAGAUCCGUCAGUGACACUUAGGAGACUGCAAAAAUAUCAACUAACGACACCAGACAUCUUUCAUUACGGGUUCCUUGGGACCGUUCUGCUUUUCGUCUUUAUCGUUCAUCCAGCUCCUUUGCUUGCAAAGGUUGCAACCUAUCUCUUAUUUGGGGGGCUAUUCGUUGUACCAGCGACCUCACAAUUUUUUUUUAAUGCCCUUCCGAUUUUCACUUGGUUGGCGCUGUAUUUCACGUCAUCAACUUUUUCGGCAGAGUAUAGACCCCCAAUUACUGUGCAAGUGCUCCCAGCCAUUGAAACUAUACUUUACGGAGACGAUUUGAGCGAUAUUUUAGCCGCUACGUUGAAUAAGCCUUUGGACUUCGUGGCGUGGAUCCCUUAUGGCCUUUUUCAUUUUGGGGCCCCAUUUGUGGUUGCCAUAAUUCUAUUUCUUUGCGGCCCUCCAACUAUCUUGAGAGGAUAUGCUUUUGCAUUCGGAUAUAUGAACCUAUUGGGCGUCAUUUCGCAAAAUCUCUUCCCAGCUGCUCCACCGUGGUAUAAACUAAUCUAUGGUCUCAGUCCUGCUAAUUACUCCAUGAAGGGAUCCCCAGGAGGACUGGGCCGGAUUGACAAAUAUCUGGGACUAAAUUUAUACACAGAUGGAUUUUCUAAUUCAGCUGUCAUCUUUGGGGCUCUACCGUCACUCCACUCCGGAUGCGCAACUAUGGAAGCGUUAUUCUUUUCAUACGUGUUUCCCAAACUGACGCCGCUGUUCAUCUUCUACGUGUGCUGGCUAUGGUGGUCCACAAUGUACUUGACGCAUCAUUACUUCGUUGAUCUAAUGGCAGGCUCCGUCCUCUCCUACCUGUUUUUCCAAUACACAAAAUACUUUCAUUUGCCGCUACCAGAAUCAUCUGUGUAUUCUCGGUGGUCGUACGGCGAAAUUAGGAAAUUCAGUGUAUGGCAAACAGAUCCAUUGAAUGCCAGUGCCACUGACAUUGAAAAUAUCAUAGUAUCUGCCCCCGAAAACUCAGAAAUAGAAUUGAACUUUCUCGAGAACAGUGAGACGCCAUCGAUUUUUGACCAUGACAGAUCCGUUUCUCGCUCAUCAGCUACAUCAAAUAUUUCUUUGGAGGCACAGGAUGACUUAGUUUCAUCAGCGAGAACUAACAAGCAGAGAAUUGAUUAA
This is a messenger RNA of Lachancea sp. 'fantastica', 1248 nucleotides long. The record is from the annotation of a GenBank genome assembly. NCBI's taxonomy places the organism in Eukaryota, Fungi, Ascomycota, Saccharomycetes, Saccharomycetales, Saccharomycetaceae.